GUGACAGAGUGCAUGUGGGGACGUAUAAAGAGUGCGUGUGGAGAGGUAUAAAUAGCUGUCUAUAACUACACCUCUAUAUAUAUGAGGCUCUGAGGGAGUGCAGCAUUGAGACCUACGUGUCUGCGUCUCUUACACUCUGCGCGGGGACGUAAGGCUGAGUCUUAGUCUUAAGUUGGCGUUGUGACGGUCGUAUCGAGGAGUAACGUCCGCAUCUUUCUGACUGCCGCUUCAGUCACGCCGUUACACACUCACCAAGGUCUGGUGGUGGUUCUAGCAAUUCGCAGAGAGACGUAACGCAGACUUGCUCUUUUAAAAGUUUUUUUGUUUCGAAACGUUUUUCUUACGACAACAGUCCAGUGGUACAUCGAGAGAGAAGGACAGACGGACAGACAGAGAAGCAGGAACGACAGAGGGAAAGAAAAGGAGCAGCGUUUGUCAGCAGCGCCCUCCAAUCGCCCGCACAGACAGAAAAGACAGAGGGAAAAGAAAAGAAGCAGCAACUGACAACAGCACCCUCCAACCGCCCACAGAUCGUUCAGCCUGCCAUCUGAAAUCCCCCCUCCCUCCCUUCCCCUCCACCAGUAUACAUCCACCAGUAUACCUCCCCUUCCCCUCCCCCAUAUAUCUCCCCUUUAUACCUCCCCUGUAUACCUCCGCCAUCACGUUCUGUCACUCACCAUGACGAGUCGUCUGCUGCAGACCCUGUGCCUGGCUAUCAUGGCGGCAGUCGUCCUCGCAGAAGCUGACGUCACCAUGGAGGCGGUGCCCGACCAGAUCGAGUCGAAACUGACGCAAAAACUGACGGUGACCUGUUCGGCCAAGGUGGUCAACGCCUCCCAGGGAAUGGCGGGAAUAAUGACGCUGGAGAUAGACCACGAGGGCACGACCCUGGCCACUGUCUUCAAGAACAAGGUCAAUAAACUGUCGGCCUUUGGCGGGGAGGCUAACGGUCAUAUCAGCGACACAGAGGGCAGCUUGAGUCUCAUGUUCUCCCAGGUAGGGCUCAACAGCACGGGAGUCUACACGUGCACGGCUAUAGGCUUCACCGCUCUCGGCACGACAGAGCAGGCAUUGGCCACCGUCAACGUCACGACACACAACCCUAGCAACGUGACGUUCAUCAACGAGCUGGUGGAGAUUGAGUCGCAGCUGGCGGACGUGACGUUUAGCGUCAACGGUUUGGGUCGCCGGUGGCAACACGUGGACCACAACCCCCUGUUUGUGACGUCACCGGCCUACAACGGGAGCCUGUACCUGCUCUCCCGCGCGGACAUGGGUCACGUGUACAUGGCGCAGUUCAUCUGCUUCGUCCAGGGCGGGUAUCUGGCCGAGAUCAACAGCGCAGCGGAGUUCAGGAACGUUCGCGCCUUUGUGAAGGGUCAGCUCAACCAGACGUCUGACGUUAUCGUGUGGCUGGGGGCCAGUGACCAGAGGGUGGAGUCUAAAUGGGAGCUGAUGUACAACAGAGGGGGCGCCGUGUAUCUGGAGUGGGGCGGGUUCCCAUCCACGGGCUAUGACUGUCUGGUGCUGUCUUCCACCACCGACUUCUUCAUGAACGAUCAGAGGUGUGGGGAGAACGGGAGGGUCUUGUGUGAGGUUCCCAGUGGGUCUGUCAGUGUGUACGCGGGGAGGGAGGGGUAGAGGGUGGCUCUGUCAGUGUGUACGGGGCGGAGAGGGGGGAGGGGUAGAGGGGGAGAGAGGGAGGAGGAAGAGGUAGAGGGGGAGGGAGGGUGUGGUAUGAGGUUCCCAGUGACUCUGUCAGUGUGUACGGGGCGGAGAGGAGGGAGGAGCAGAGGUUGGCUCUGUCCGUGA
Aplysia californica (California sea hare) is the source of this 1812-nucleotide messenger RNA. RefSeq lists its product as uncharacterized. The record is from RefSeq and is a predicted model, not a curated record. Bases 679 to 1641 code for a protein of 320 amino acids. The transcript is spliced from 2 exons. NCBI's taxonomy places the organism in Eukaryota, Metazoa, Mollusca, Gastropoda, Aplysiida, Aplysiidae.